Molecule: messenger RNA, 4852 nt
Organism: Pangasianodon hypophthalmus (striped catfish)
Lineage: Eukaryota; Metazoa; Chordata; Actinopteri; Siluriformes; Pangasiidae
Gene: st6galnac6
Product: ST6 (alpha-N-acetyl-neuraminyl-2,3-beta-galactosyl-1,3)-N-acetylgalactosaminide alpha-2,6-sialyltransferase 6
Exons: 6
Coding region: 154-1077 (307 amino acids)
Biological process (GO): ganglioside biosynthetic process; oligosaccharide metabolic process
Molecular function (GO): alpha-N-acetylgalactosaminide alpha-2,6-sialyltransferase activity
Source: RefSeq, a predicted model, not a curated record
CCCUCCCCCCUCGUGUCUCUGUGCAUAUUCCUCUUACGUACGCCUGUGCACGCGCACAAAACAGCGACGAUGCGCCAGAUACCGAGCAAAACAAGCGCUAUAUCGGCAUAAAGGCUCUAAUAAAUCAUGUGAUAGUCACUCAGAAGCAGGAGAAUGGGGCUGCGGUUGGUGGAAAAGGGGCACCACAGCAAGCGGAUGGUUGUAUUUGUAGCGAUCUUCCUCAUCACGACCCUCUUCAUUCUCUACAACUCCAACAGUGCAAAUGAGUCGUACGAGGCUUUUAAAUUGGCAGGGUAUAACAGUGCCACCAAAACCACUGACCUGAAGAAAUGGGCUGGAAAAGAUGGCUAUGUUCCUGUUUUUGGCAACAAGAGUCUGACCCUACACUGCGGCCAGUGUGUCCUGGUGACAAGCUCAAGCCAUGUACUGGGCACCGCCGCUGGAGCAGAGAUUGACCGCGCCGAGUGUGUGAUCCGCAUGAAUGAUGCACCUACAUCUGGGUUUGAGGCUGAUGUGGGUAAUAAAACUAGCCUUCGUGUUGUUGCUCACUCCAGUGUGAUUCGUCUCGUCCGAAAACCCCAAGAGUUCCUCAACUGCUCUGAAUGCCCAUCUGUCAUCUUCUGGGGUCCGCCCACAAAGAUAGGACGCGAUGCCAAUGGUGCUCUCUACCGGCUGAUCCAUCGUGUUGCUGCCACGUACACCAACCUCACAACCUUCGCUGUCACACCGAGCAAAAUGCGCAAGUUCGACGCACUCUUUCAUAAAGAGACUGGCCGAGACAGACAGAAGUCUCAGUCAUGGCUGAGCACUGGCUGGUUCACCAUGGUCAUCGCUAUAGAGAUCUGUGACAAAAUUAAGGUUUAUGGGAUGGUCCCUCCCAACUACUGUGGGAGGCAUCCUCAGCCCAAAAGAAUGCCAUAUCACUACUAUAAACCCCGAGGGCCAGACGAGUGUGUAACGUACCUGCAGAAUGAGAGGGGCCGCCGUGGAAAUCACCAUCGCUUCAUCACUGAAAAACAAGUGUUUGCUCGAUGGGCCAAACUCUACAAUAUCAGCUUUGUACACCCCACCUGGUGAGAAAUGGAUAGCAAAAGGCUGCCAGGCUCAUUCCUGGAGAUCCAAUAUGGCCACCAGCCCAAGUCUCAGCCUAAUGAGACAUUGAUCUAAAAUGGCUACCAGCCACAAUAUCCUUCCAGUGGGAAACCGUCAGCCUCACUUUUAGCUCAACAAGAGAAUGGUCCAACAUGGCCCACAGCUUCAAUCUCCAUCUAAGGAAAAGUGUUAGUUUCACUCUCAGCCUAAUGACAAAAUGAUCCAAAAUGGUGUCCAGGCCCAAACUAAGCCUAAUGAGAAACUGCUUUAACAUGACCACCUGUCCAAGCUGUUGAGAUAGAGUCAAAUGGCUGCUUAUUUUACCCAAAGCCUAAAGAGAGAUUAAACCAAAAUGGCUGCUGGUUUCACCUAUAUUACCUGCUGAAGCACUGAUACAAAUUGGCCACUGGUUUCACACUGUCCGUCAGAUGAGAAAUUGUACAGACCUUCUUAUAGAUCUGGUCGAGCUGAACACUCUGAGUUUGAAAAUGGUGCAUGCUUAGACUUUUGGGAGUGUCAUCUCUUCAUUAUACAGUUUAGUCAUUCUAAAGCCUAUAAUAUACAAUAUAUACCAAUAAGUUUAUUUAAACAGAUUUUACAUUUUUAAAAUUUAUCAAAUAAAAUGGGAAAAUUAUGAUAGAGUUGAUGUUAUUGCAAUAAUCAGCAAAGUGGUGCUGAGUACUUCUUUUUGUAUCAUAAAAUUCUAUUUUAAAAUAUUGCUACAUAUUCAUAUUUUAAAAAUGCCAUUAAGAGCCCAACAAAACAACUUCCCAUGAUUGGUAUUUUUAGACUGCACAGAUUUUCAAUGGGGAGAGGGCCUUCAGAAAUUCAGAAAAUCCUGGAAUGGAAUGUGUGUAAUUAGUAUUGGCACCCAAUUUGAAGUUUCUAGGUAGAAGCUGUUUAAAAAGAGAGAGAGACAGACAGACAGAGACAAACAUAGAGAAAGAGUGAGAGACCCUGAGAGCUUUAGGUACGAGACCCCCAGUGAACAUUGGGACAGUGGCCAGAAUUUCAUGUUUUGUUGCCAACAUUUCUAAAAGCAUUUGUAAUUUUUUUUAACCCAAGCCUUUACUUUCCAUUGUAACCUUACUAUUAUGGGACCUUUUUAUUUAUUUUAUUCUAUUAAUUAUUAUUUUAACGGUUUUUAGAUUGAUCAUUCUCUUUCUGGGUUCAAUAUUUCAAGAUGGACUGCAAUCACUGCCCACCUAUUGUGCCAGCACAUGCAAUACAUUCAAAGACAAAAAGUCGAGUAUUUUAAUACAAUGAUUUUGUUCUAAUUUUAUUAGCUAAGGCUCCAGAGCUAGAACAAUGUUACUCACAAAAUUCUAGACAGGUGAUUCAUUCAGCUGAGAAUCAUUCAAAUUGUAUUCAUAAAAAAAGGUUCCUGUGCUCAUAACUAGAGUGUCUGUUAUCUCAACAUAUUCAAAAAUGUGCUGCAAUGCCGAAGUUGUGAAAUUUUUUUUUCCAGAAUAAACUGAACAGACAAACAAAUGCAAAAGGUAUAAGAAAGGAAGAACAUUUUAAAUCAUACCAGGACAGGGCAUUUGGUGUGUGGAAAAGCCUGGAGUUUAUAGCAGUCUGGUAUUGCUGUUACAUUUAAGAUGGUUGGUUUAAUUCUUACACACAUAUCUACAAAUAUCAUUACACCAUGUUUUGUAUUAAGUGUCUGACUAAAUGAGUUUGUUUGCAUGGCACUACACAAAAUGCUAUUGCCUAGCUUUGGCAGUGAUCUGACUGGAAUGGGGUUGACCAUCGCUGUCUGUGGAUGUUCUCUGUCUGCUUAUGACCCAUGACCUUUGAUCUCUGACUAGCAGUAUUGGGAAUGUUUGUAGGUCUAACUUACGACCUGGGUUAUACUUCUGCAUUGAUGCGACAUAGAGAGUUUAUCGGUAUGCAUGGCACACAGAAAGGCUUUGAUGCUCUGGCUUGCUUUCCUUCUAGGAAGCUAACUGUGCAUUGUGAAUAUCUAUGGUGCUGUGCGUCAGCCGUCCUACACGUGAAUACUGAUUGGUUGAUGGGGAGUUGUGUCCGGCUGCGUAGCCAGAAACAUUGUAAUGAGAUGUUUUGACCCUUCUUCUGUGGAUUUUAUCAAAGUUUUCAGUUUAAUAUUGCUCCAAAUACAUCUCAAGCGUAAACAAUUAAAUCUUCUCUUAUCACAUUCAGUACUCUCCAUCUUCUAUAGCCUGGAGACAUGCUUGUGAUCCCCGACCACUUUUUUGAAAGUGUAGUCUAUUAAUAAUCUUAUACAUAAACAGCUCACGACAGAAACUGAUGAAAAACAAUUUUUUAAAAAGUAUCAGUGAAGACAUAUUCAUGCUGCUAGAUUGUCAGGCUGGUGUGUUUAAUAAAAUGUCUCCUCGAUGAUAAAACUCAUGCAUGGACAGGUGGAAAUGAACACGAGCCACUGGCCAGUUUAAUCAGUCUGCAGGAUCACAUUCUACUUCCUGUUUUCAUCUAACAGACUCCCAGUAAAGAUGCAAUGUAGGUGAUGCAAACCAUAGCAACUCAAUCUAAAGCAUCCAUCAUUCAAUAAUUGCUAGAAUGGUGGAUUUAAACAAUAGUUAAAUUAAAUUGUUUCAAUAUAUGAGCCACUUGAUAACUACUGAAUACUGAUGAGUGAAAACACAAGUAAAAAAAUGCUUCUAGUGAAAAUAGACUUGAUUUAUUGUUGAUCAUGAAAGGCUUCCUUUUUCCCUUCAGGACUUUUCAAAACAAAGUAAUGCCUUCUAUUUAUUAUUCCUACUAUGAAACACAGAAUUCUCCUUUGUUUUUGGGUUCUGAGACUUUUUUGAGGUCUUGUUUCCAUCAGUUCUGGUUUGGUUCAUGUGACACCGCCCCUGUGAGUAUGAAGAAAUCUUUACAUGUGAGUAUGAAGAAAUCUGCGCACGAUGCCCUGACACGCUCAUUGAUAAGCAUGCGCAGAACUAUAAACCAACCGUAAGAUGUAAAGCAUCUCAAAGUGAUGAUCUAGAAUUAACCAGAAGCCAAAGCCAGUUCAUUGUUAAACAGUCUACAGCAAUCAGCAACCAAUCCGUGGGCAUGUGUGGGCAUUGUAAUCAGAUGGAGGCAUAGGUGUCUGCCAACGUACGUGACAUGUAUAACAUGAAACAAGUCGUAUGAACCAAACCUAAGAAUGUACAGAAAAAGAGCAAAGAAGAAAGCCUUACACUGCAGACACAAAGUACUGGAUGCCAUAAAGAAGAAUUUAGUUGUUUACAUUGUACUCGAGUAUCAUUUGUGGAUCCAUUUUUGCUUUUGUACAAGUCCUGGUUUGGGCUGAGGAUUGUGUCGUGUUAGCGUCUUGUACCAACCCCAAUUCUAGCAAAUACACGUUCCUGCUCAACCUAUCAGAGUUUAUUUGAUGCACAGCAACUCCGAUUUGCACUAUAACUAUAGCUGAGGUUCUCGAUAUUUGCACUGACUCCUUAUGAGUCUUUAUUUCAUACACUAUAAACCUCUUCUCUGCGUCUCUGGUAGUUGAACAUAUAGAAAUUAGGCUGAAAUAUGCUGGAGUUGUCCUUUAAAUCCACUGCUGGAGUGCCAUAACAUUUAACAAAUGACCACUUUCCCUACUCUUACACACUCCAUUUUUUUUAUUGGGUAUGUGAACAAAGAAAAUACAUGGCCAACUGCAUGGCAUGGGAGUAGGACUUGGGAGACAGGAAUGAUAUGAAGAAUGUAAAAUGAUCCAUAUGGUUAUUAAUAAUCUGACUGUUUUUUGAUGUCUUCUCCAAAUUAUGUGUCUUCAUCAAUGUUCUGU